AUUUAAUGCUCAAAAAUGGAGGCGUUGUGCUUGUUGGACAACUGGAAGAAGGAUCCUCAUGUCCCUGAGCGAGUAAGUGAAAAUACGCUGGCCAUGGAUAGUUUGAACCAAAAUCUUACCAGUAGACAUCAGUCUCAUCAGGUGCUACAGAGCACUCCACUGGAUUUAAUUGAGACUGGGAAAGCACUGAAGGUCCAAGCAGAGCGCCCCCAUUUGGUCAGUCUAGGAAGUGGCCGUCUCAGUACAGCCAUCACCCUCUUACCCCUGCCUGAAGGCAAGACCACUCUGGGUCACGGAGCCAUGGACAUCAACAUCCAAGGCCCAGGGAUCGCAGCUCAGCACUGCUUCAUCGAAAACAAGUCAGGACUCAUCACUCUGCACCCCUGCGGAAACCAGUGUAGCAUGGACGGACUUCCGGUCACCAAACCUGUGCGCCUGUCUCAAGGCUGUAUGCUGUGUUUCGGCCAAUCCGCCUUCUUCCGUUUCAACCACCCCGAGGAGGCUUUCCGAAUGAAAAGCAUGAUGCCUGAGGGAGGACAGACAGCCAGUGUGAAAAACUGGGCCCGCACAGAUUCUGAGAACCUGGUCAAUGGGAACCACUCGUCGGGAGCACCCAAAUCUCACUUGGUCUCCAACGAGAGAGUGCGCCCUGAGCACAGUGCCAUCGUCAGUUCCAUUGAGAAGGACCUCCAGGACAUUAUGGACUCAUUAGUCAUGGAUGACCCUCAGCCCUCUUCCUCUGAGUCAAAGAAGCCCUCUGGUCAGCCCAUCUCCCAGUCUCCCCUGUCCCCCAUGUUAAAUGGAGGGGGGCGCUUCCUUCUCUCACCCCCAACAAGCCCUGGUGCUAUGUCUGUGGGCUCUAGUUAUGAAAAUACCUCCCCUCCUUUCUCUCCUCUCUCAUCCCCAUCGGCCGCCAGCAGUGGCAGCUACACCAGUCCUUCUCCAAGUGGUUGUCAGGACCAGCUUCACACGCUUCCUCCUGUGCCAGUGAGGUCUUCUAGUUACAAUUACACCAGCCAGCCACCCAUACCUCAGCCACGGACCACACUGCCCAGCUAUUCCGGUGGCAACAGUGGGCCAAAGGUGCCUGAGAGUCCCAGACUCCAGCGAAAGGCUCUUUUAGAAGCACCGCCAAGCCCAAAGCCAAGUCGUAGGGGGUUGAACCAAGACAGCUCGGUGGCUAAAACCCCAGACAGCCCCAUACAGACUCACAUUCUGCCCUCAGUCUCCAUCUCUACCGCUCCGACUGGUCACCCAUCUGUCAGUCGGAUUCCAGUUCCAGGUAGCCCCAGACUGACCCCCAAAUUCUCCACUGCAUCCCCAUCCUCCUCGCCCUCUAGUCCUAGAACCAAAACUGCCAUCGUUCUCCAGGAUCGACCCUCAAGUCCUUUCCGGGAGCAGCCUCAGCCAGAUCGCUCCUUGACCUCCAGCCCGCUAUCCCCACCUUCGAGAUCUUUCCAGCCCCCUUUGGACCCCAUUGUCCACAUCAUUCAGGGUGGACCUCCACACCCGCAUCCUCGCACACUGCAGCCUCCAGAAAGUCCGCGGCUGGCCCGCAGGAACCUUGAAGGGAGUAGCAUGAGGGAGCUUCCCCCUCUUAGCCCCUCAAUAGCUCGCAGGGGGGUUCCUGUGCUCCCCGGGGCUCUUCCAGGGACACUGCGGACUCCAGAGAGUCCAUCCCCAAGAAUGGUGCCAGAGAGUCCCAGACUCAGGCGGAAAGCAGGGUCUCCUACGGAGGAGCCAUUCAGUCCUCGUGGGGUGCGUGCUCGUAGUCCUUCACCCACCUCCGGACUGAUGGGGGAAGGCAGUGGACGGAAGGGCAGUUUUGGGAACUCGCUCUCUUCGGCGUUUAGCUUGGGUUCCCUGCCUGGGUCAUCGCCCCGAUCCAGUCCUAGGAGCCACAGAAAGAUGUCAGCGGGCCACAGGGACCUCCGGAUGCCUCACCCAGGCAUGAGGGAGCGCAAAAAUAGCAUCACAGAGAUCAGCGACAACGAGGAUGACCUUCUGGAGUACCACCGGCGCCAAAGAGAAGAACGACUCAGAGAGCAAGAAAUGGAAAGGCUGGAACGGCAACGGCUGGAAACAAUCUUGAACCUCUGCGCCGAGUACAACAAGGGCGACGGGCCGGCGGGAGAUCUGGGCAGGAUGGGCGUUUCUGGGCUGGGCUCGAGGGACGGGCUUAACGUCAGACGUCCUUCCAUGGACAGUGUGAGCAGCGCUUCCCUAAGGGCGGCACAGAGGCAUCGUGAAAGCCAAGAGGAGAACCUGAAGGAGGACAGCAGUAGCACUGAGAGUGCGCAGCAGGACGGACGGACCCCACCAGCUCUGCUAAAUGGACAAAAUGGACAGGCAGAAGACUCUCUGGGAUCGGGCAGCAUUGGCCGUCUGGAACUGGGAUACCUGGAGGAGGAGCGGGUUCGAGUGCUGGCAAAGGUAGAUGAGCUCAAAGCUCGAAUCACAGAACUGGAGCAGCAACUUCAGGAGUCCAAACAAGAGGCGGAGAUGGAAAGAGCUCUGCUGCAGGGAGAGAGACAGGCCGAGCUGGAGCAAAUCGAGGCAGAGACGGAGAUUAUCAACCAGCUGCAGCGCAAACUCAGCGAACUGGAGAGCACCAUCCAGAGAGAGAAAGACAAGGCAUGCCAUUCUGCCGGAUGGCCACUCAAGGCCCAUUCUGGUCUCGAUUGCCAUCCCAAGGAGAGGGCUAAUGUUGACGCUGAACGGGAAGCCCUGGAGAGGCUUCAGGAUGGGUACAAUGAGUUGACGAGCCAGCUCCAUAACUGCCCUGAGUCUCUGAGGGAGCAGUUACAGGAACAACUCAAGAGGGAAGCUGAGACCCUUGAGGCUGCGACUAAGCAGUUUGAGGACCUGGAGUUCCAGCAGUUAGAGAAGGAGAGCAGUCUAGAAGAGGAGCGUGAGACCAUCAGUCAGCAGCUGCUGCAGGACAGAGCUCAGUACCACAGCAGCAUCACCAAAAGAAAGGAAAAGGUUGCAGCGUUGGAAAGCCAGGCCACUCAGCUGGGAAUACAAGCUGCUCAGGAGUGUGAGAGACUGGCGAAAGACAGAAGUAUGGCCUUGCAGCUGCUACAGAAGGAAAAGGAAAGGCUGGCCAAUCUGGAGAGAAGAUACCAGAGCUUAUCUGGUGGAAAGACGUUCCCCAAAAGCUCCAACACUAUAAAAGAGGAGUACUUGAAGCUGUCGGAUGUUUAUAAGAUGUAUGGGAGUGAUUGCCAUGACAUCCAGCUCACCAACGCUUCCUCACACGGCCUCUCGCUUGCCCUUGACCCAGCUGUAACUGCCCCCCGUGAGGAGUAUGUGACCGUCGGCCAAUUAAACCAGAUCUAUGGGAUGCCGAAGGUGGAGUCUUCCCCUACCUCACCCAUCCAAUUACUUCAGUCUUCUCUCGCAGACUCCGCCUUCUCCUGCCUCCCCUCCCCUCACGGCUCCUCCCUCUCUCUCUCCUUCGAGCGUCAGUCGGACUGGGGCAGGCCUCAGAUGCCCGCUCUAGAUUUAGAGCGCUGGUACCAGGAGGUAAUGGCAGCUGGAGAUGCAAACCAUCUCUGCCCUCCUCCUCCCCUCCCGGCUAAAGCUUUCUCAUCACGCAAGCCUGCGCAGGUGUACCGCUCUCGACUGGACAGUGAUAGCAGCCAGUCGUCGAUUUCGAGACCAAAAAUCAGCGCCGGUCUGUCCCCCACAUACACCACAGCUACGCUGGGACGCAACACUCCUGCCAGGAGUCCUCUGAUGGUAGCCAACAGCACCGGGAGUCUCCCACGCAACCUGGCAGCCACCCUGCAGGAUAUUGAGACCAAGAGGCAGCUGGCUCUUCAGCAGAAAGAAUUCUUGCCCUCCGUGUUUGCAUCGUCCUCCAGUACGGACGGUCCCACAGGCCAGCAAGUGAUUGAGGAGCAACGGAGGCGUUUGGCCGAGCUGAAGCAGAAAGCUGCAGUAGAGGCUCAGUGCCAGUGGGAGGCGCUCCAUGGCUCUCAAACGCAGCUCAACAGUCCCUUUUCUUCAACCUCCGGGCCAGUGGUGCACCACUCCAUCCUGCACCACACAGCGCUCUCUUCUGGGGAACAGCCUUACGACACCCUCAGCCUGGAGAGCUCGGACAGCAUGGACACAAGCAUCUCCACUGGAAACAACUCUGCCUGCUCUCCUGACAACAUGUCCAGUGCCAGUGGUAUGGAUGCGCUGAAGAUCGAGGAGAUGGAGAAGAUGUUGAAAGAGGCACAGCUCGAGAAAGCUCGACUUAUUGAGUCUAGAGAACGAGAGACUCAGGCCCGUAAACUCAUGCUGGAGGAGGAGAGGAGGAGAAGAGAGGAGGCGGAGAAGAGACUGCAGGAGGAGACGGUACACAGACAGCAGCUGAUAGAGAAGGAGGUGAAGAUGAGGGCCAAAAACUUCUCUCAGGCGCGCCCGAUGACCCGAUACCUGCCCAUUCGCAAAGAGGAGUUCGACCUCCGGUGCCACAUCGAGUCGUCAGGUCACAGCGUGGACACGUGCUACCACGUGAUCCUCACCGAAAAGAUGUGCAAGGGCUAUCUUGUCAAGAUGGGAGGGAAGAUCAAAUCCUGGAGGAAGCGCUGGUUCGUCUUUGAUCGCCUUAAAAGGACGUUUUCCUACUACGCCGAUAAGCACGAGAGCAAAUUGAAGGGCGUCAUCUACUUCCAGGCUAUCGAGGAGGUUUACUAUGAUCACCUGCGCAGUGCCACGAAGAAAGGAUUUUUCAAUCUGAAUUUGACAAACAGCCCCAACCCCUCCCUGACCUUCUGCGUGAAGACGCACGACAGACUGUAUUACAUGGUGGCCCCGUCCGCAGAGGCCAUGAGGAUAUGGAUGGAUGUGAUAGUGACAGGAGCCGAGGGCUACACACAGUUCAUGAACUGAGACAAAACCCACCGCUGCUCGCUGACCCACGCGUCAAAACGGAAACCGUUCGGCAGGGAGACUUCAAAUGACCCAGACCUGUUAUUCCCAACGAGAGGAAAAACUUUAUUUUGUUACUUCCUUUUUUUUUGUUUCCUUCUUCUUCUUCUUCUUCUUCUCAUGUUUCCUGAAGAUGUUAUAUAUUCGCUCAGAUGCACAGACAGAUAUCCACCAGAGGCUGUCCAUGUUUGCCUGGAUAGAAAAAGGGAGAAGACGAAAAGACCCGGUGAACCAAACCUGCAGGUGGUGGCUCACUCACCAUCGACGAAAAUGCCUUUUUGCCGUCAGAGAUAUUUUUCAGUUGCAGUUUAUCUUGUCUGGAGGCGCAGAAACUCGACUUUCAUUUGUAAAGUUUGUCCUACGAUUUGUCUUUUCAAACAUGCCAAAUGCCAUCAAGCCAUUCUGGAAUAGUAUCGCGCUAAACAUUUGAUGGAUUGAUUGGCCGAGAGAAUAUAAGUGAACUGCAGUACAUUUAAAUGAUGUUUUAAAGGAAAUGGAGUGUUACAUUCACAUUUAAAGAUCCGGUAUCACAGAAACAAAGACUUAAUUCACCAAAGCUCACCUACCAGCUCAGGAGUCUAUAUUUAUUGUAGAGGGACGUCAGCGACUCCUGUCCAACUGUAUCCCACUGUGUCUCUGUGUUCCCAGCUCAUCUUUUAGAUACAGAACCACAAACGCAUGCACACACAUAUACACAUGACGUACAACAGUAGAGUCUAUUUGCCAAGUCCUGACAACUUGAUCUUGUGAUUUGACUCCCAAGGGAGGCAGCCAUCACCUAUCACUGCCAGCCUAUGAGAGUUUGGAAUAAUUUCCACAAACAGGAGAAAAAGAAACAACAUCAUAAUCAUGCAAGUCAUGCAGUGCCUUGAUAUUGACCCAUAUUUGUCACUCUUAGUAUCUGAACUGUUACACUAGUGAAAAAUAGCUGGAAUCACAGUCUUAAGGUGCGGUCACAUUCGUGAAAUUCUGAGGGUAAAAAAAAAGGUCUGUUAUCAAUUGUGUGGAGAUGAAUGAAGUAGAGCUCACACAGAAGUCUUUCUGUUGGUCAACGCACUACAAUCGCUUAAAAGAUUUGAAUUUGUUUAGAAAUCUGACUUGGGAAAUCUUUCAAUAUCAUGUGAAAUUCUAGAUUGCAUGGAUGCUUAUUGAAAUUUGCUUGGAUUUCGCCUGCAAAAAUUCACUAUACAACAGUAAAUUAGCGAAAAUUUUGUGAAAAUUACGUAGUCAAAAAUUAAUGAUUGUCAUAAAGUACAUCUUAUAUAGAAGUCGUGUUCAAAACAAGCAUGUUUUCCUGCUUUCUGUUGGUCAACGCAGUGAAUUCGCUUGACAGUUUUGAAUCUGUUUCGAAAUCUGCAUUGGGAAAUCUUUCGCCAUCAUGCGAAAUUCCAGAUACCAUGGAUGCCUAUUGAAAUUCGCAUGGAUUUCGCCUGCGAAAAAUCAUUGAACAAUAGUAAAUUAGCAGUUUUUUUUAAAGAUUAUGUUGGCCAAAAAAUGUCAAUUGUUUACUGUUAUGAAGUGCAGUUUUGAAAUCUUUCGCCAUUAUGCGAAAUUCCAAUUCGCCAUUAUGCGAAAUUUGUUUGGAUUUUGUCAGGGAAAAUUCACUGAACAGUAAAUUAGCUAAUUUUUUGUGAAAAUUACAGCUCAUACAGGAGUCAUGUUCAAAACAAGCAAGUUUUCCUGUUUUCUGUUGGUCAAUGCAGUGAAUUCGAUUGACAGAUUUGAAUCGGGUUUAAAAUCUGCUUUGGGAAAUCUUCAUACUCAAUUCCAGAUUGCAUGGAUGGUUAUUGAAAUUUGCCUGCAAAAAUUCACUGGACAACAGAAAAUUUUGUGAAAAUUCUGUUAAAAUUAAUUAAAAGUCACAUUCAAAACAAGCAAGUUUUCCAGCUUUCUGCUGGUCAAUGCAGUGAAUUUGCUCAACAGAUUUGAAAAUCAGUUUAGAAAUCUGAUUUAGAAAAUCUUUUGUCAUCAUGCGAAAUUCCAGAUUUCAUGGAUGCCUAUUAAAAUUUGCCUGGAUUUCACUGCGAAAAUUCACUGAACAGUAAUUUAGCAAAAUUUUUGUGAAAAUUCCAUAGGCAAAAAAUGUCAGUUGUCUACUGUCUGUAGUGUAGUGGUGCAUAAAGUAAAGCACACACAGAAGUUACGUUCAAAACAAGCAAGUUUUCCAGCUUUCCGUUGGUCAACGCAGUGAAUGUUAUCGGCACAUUUGAAAAUCGGUUUAGAAAUCAGAUUUAGAAAAUCUUUCGCCGUCAUGCGAAAUUCGAGUUUUUCUGGCUUUCUGUUGGUUAACACAGUAAAUUCCCUUGACAGAUUUGAAAAUCGUUUUACAAAUAUGAUUUGGAAAAUCUUUCGCCAUCAUGCAAAAUUCCAGAUUUCAUGGAUGUCUACUGAAUUCGCCUAGAUUUCGCCUAAGGAAAUUUACCAAACAGCAGCAAAGUAGCAAAAAUUUUGUUAAAAUUACGUAGUCAAAAAAAAGUCAGUUAUCUACUGUCAGUAGUGUAGAGGUGCAUGAAGUACAGCUCACAAAGAAAUCACGUUCAAAACAAGCACAUUUUCCGACUUUCUGUUGGUCAACACAAUUAAUUCACUUGGUCGACUUGAAUCAGUUUCGAAAUCUGCACUGGGAAAACUUUCGCCAGCGUGCAAAAUCUGCAAUUACUCAGAUACCUAUUAAAAUUUGUUUGGAUUUCGCCUGCGAAAAUUCAAAGAACAACAGUAAAUUAGUAAAAGUUUUGUGAAAAUUCCACACAGAAGUCACGUUGAAAACAAGCAAGUUGUCCGGCUUUCUGUUGGUCGACACAGUAAAUUCCCUUAAAAGAUUUGAAAAUCGGCUUAAAAUCUGAUUUGGAAAAUCUUUCGCCAUCAUGCAAAAUUCCAUAUUUCAUGGAUGCCUACUGAAUUUGCCUAGAUUUCGCCUGAGGAAACUUACCAAACAACAGCAAAAUUACGUAGUCAAAAACGAGCACAUUUUCCGACUUUUUGUUGGUCAACACAGUGAAUUCACUUGGCCGUCUUGAAUCAGUUUCGAAAAUCUGCAUUGGGAAACCUUUUGCCAUUGUGCAAAAUUCGCAAUUACACUGAUGCCUAUUGAAAUUCUCUUGGAUUUUACCUGCGAAAAUUCAACUAACAACAGUAAAGUAUCAAAUUUACAACAGUAAAGUAUUCAAACUUUCACAAAUAAAGAACGUUUCCAGAUUUCUGUUGGUCAACAUGGUGAAUUCGCUUGACAGAUUUAAAUCAGUUUAGAAAUCUGCUUUUGGGAAAUCUUUCUCCAUCAUGCAUAAUUCCAGAUUGGAUGGAUGCCUUUUGAAAUUGAAAGGGUGCCUAUUGAAAUAUGAACAACCUAAAUUAGCUCAAAUUUUAUGAAAAUUACAUAGCCAAAAAAACCUAGCAGAAAAAUCUUUCGACAUCAUAUGAAUUCAUAUCGAAAUGACACUAUUUUGCCUACUAAUAUUCACAGAGCAGCAAUAAAUGUGACUGCACCUUUAUUCCAUGUGACACAUAGUGGGUUUUACUGUUUUAAGAGAUUGUGAACAGACACAUACUGUAAUUUUAAAAAAGGUGACCUAUUUAAAUCAGUCCGAUACUGCUUUAAUACAAUUUAAGAGGUUUAGUAGCUCUUCAAGUAUUAUUGAUGAUUUACAGGCAGGCUAUUAACUAGUCUGCCCGACCUUGUGUUAGUUUGGGGAAAAAAUGUUUAUUUAUGGUUAGCGUUGUUACAGCUACGACACUGUUACAAAAAAAGACCAACAUGUUCUGCUUUCUCCCGAAACCAAACUGUAUGUUCAAAUGAAAUCUGCAGAGAAUUGAAAUCAACAUGAAUAAUUAGUUAUCAUUUUGCGUGUAAGAUGUCUUGAGUACUAUCACAGAACUAGGUGAAAACAGUGUUGUAAAAUGUUGAACAUGAAUACACUCACGGUUUUCCUUA
Labeo rohita (rohu) is the source of this 8854-nucleotide messenger RNA. It is a transcript of the gene phldb1b, whose product is annotated as pleckstrin homology-like domain, family B, member 1b. NCBI's taxonomy places the organism in Eukaryota, Metazoa, Chordata, Actinopteri, Cypriniformes, Cyprinidae. Bases 16 to 4887 code for a protein of 1623 amino acids. Gene Ontology annotation, molecular function: protein binding. The transcript has 27 exons. Gene Ontology annotation, biological process: regulation of microtubule cytoskeleton organization. The record is from RefSeq and is a predicted model, not a curated record. Gene Ontology annotation, cellular component: basal cortex.